Molecule: messenger RNA, 960 nt
Organism: Triticum turgidum subsp. durum (durum wheat)
Lineage: Eukaryota; Viridiplantae; Streptophyta; Magnoliopsida; Poales; Poaceae
Source: the annotation of a GenBank genome assembly
AUGAGAGACCUCCACCUCCCGCUGAACCAGACCCAGAGGGUCCGCCUCGAGGCCGCCCUCCACGAGCUCCAGACCCUCGCCCCCGCGGCCGCGUCCGCCGCCGCCGUCACCGUCGCGGACAACAUCCCCGUCAACCAUGAGGACAACAUCCUCAAAGGGCAUGGUACGACGGAUCAGGAUGGGGAGGUGGUGGCGACGCUGUGCGGCGUCGUGGAGCGGGUCAACAAGCUCGUCUACGUCCGGACGCUCCGGGCGAGGUAUAAGCCAGAGGUUGGUGAUAUUAUAGUUGGCCGUGUCAUCGAGAUUGCUCCAAAGCGCUGGCGGUUGGAGAUAAACUUUAGCCAAGAUGCCGUUUUGAUGCUUUCUUCGAUGAAUUUGCCUGAUGGAAUUCAGAGAAGAAGAACUGCGGUUGAUGAGCUUAAUAUGCGGAGUAUAUUUGAAGAAAAUGAUGUUGUCUGCGCUGAAGUUCGUGGUUUCCAACAUGAUGGAUCUCUUCAUCUACAAGCAAGGAGUCAAAAAUAUGGAAAGCUUCAGAGAGGUCAAUUGCUCACGGUGCCUGCGUAUCUGGUAAAACGCCGGAAGCUGCAUUUCCAUCAUCUAGAGCAGUAUGACGUGGACCUGAUCCUUGGCUGCAACGGUUUCAUCUGGGUCAGUGAGCACGUCGUGGUGCGUGAAAUUGCUGAGUUGAAGGAAGACGAACAGAAGCUGAGCGCUGAAGCGGAGACUUUUACCCCAAUAGAAACAAGGAGACACAUUUGCCGUCUUGCCAAUGCUGUGCGCGUGCUUUCAGCCCUAGGAUUCACUCUGACCGUCGAGCUGAUAAUUCAGACCGCGGAAGCGAGCGUAUCAUCAAAUGUCGAGAUAAACGACAUGCUCGGGGCUGAAUUCUACGUCCAGACAGCGGAGAGAGAGGCUAAGCGCCGAGGUGACCUCUUGGGAAAGAAGAGGUCCAUUCAGUAA